AUGUUUGAGGUGAUCCAGUACUGGGAUUCACAGUCUAGCCUUACCGUCGACCCUGCUAUUUGUUUCAUCGCUUCAUCUUUGCUCGUGAUGCUGCUUAUUCAUAGCAAGUCAAGCGCAAACUCGAAUGCAGUAUUGCUUGCACAGCUAAAACGCCGGAAAGAGGUGGUCCACCUAUUUAUUGAGAACUACGCCUCAUACUGGAGGCUGCUUCGGUUCCUUCUCGACUGCUCAGUUACGUUCACAAACAAGAUCUCGGGCUCCCUGAGUGCAGAAGAUAUCCUUCAAAUUUCGGACCAUCUCCAGGGACCGUUCCAUCAAAAAUGGCUCAGCUUCCUCUCUCCGGACCCGGAAUUCACGGACUAUUUGAAUUCUGAUGAUCUGAUGCUUCUCGAUUGGGAUGCUUCCAUUGAGAACAUGCUGUGGCUGCACGGGAGCGACUCAGUACCAAGCUUGACCAACGACAGUUGA
Molecule: messenger RNA, 468 nt
Organism: Penicillium manginii
Lineage: Eukaryota; Fungi; Ascomycota; Eurotiomycetes; Eurotiales; Aspergillaceae
Exons: 2
Coding region: 1-468 (155 amino acids)
Source: RefSeq, a predicted model, not a curated record